This is a messenger RNA of Lagenorhynchus albirostris (white-beaked dolphin), 3323 nucleotides long. It is a transcript of the gene CBR4, whose product is annotated as carbonyl reductase 4. Bases 140 to 1039 code for a protein of 299 amino acids. The record is from RefSeq and is a predicted model, not a curated record. Gene Ontology annotation, biological process: fatty acid biosynthetic process. NCBI's taxonomy places the organism in Eukaryota, Metazoa, Chordata, Mammalia, Artiodactyla, Delphinidae. Gene Ontology annotation, molecular function: oxidoreductase activity, acting on the CH-OH group of donors, NAD or NADP as acceptor; quinone binding. The transcript is spliced from 6 exons.
CCCGGGCUCCAGUCCGGCGGCGGGAGGCCUGGGGCGGCGCUUCGGUUUGUGGGAGCCGCCGUGGUGUGAAGGCGCGAGGCCGGUGGGAAGGGCCGGGCCUUGUAGUCUCCUCCUCCGGGUCUGCGGCUCCCCGUCCCAGAUGGACAGGGUGUGCGCCGUGUUCGGAGGCUCCCGGGGCAUCGGCAAGGCGGUGGCCCGCUUGAUGGCCCAGAGAGGCUACCGACUGGCCAUCGUCGCCCGGAAUCUGCAGGGGGCCAGAGCCGCGGCCGGGGACCUGGGCGGUGGGUACCGACCGGGGGCGCCCCGCCUUCGCGCGGCGAAUGUGAACCGCGGCCGGUGCGGGUCCGAGAAGCCGUCGUGGGCGCCCUCCUCCCCGGGCCGGUCAGGCUCACCGCGUGGGGCGCGGGGCAGUGCGUGCCGCAGGAACGUCACCGACGGCUUCACCGAAGUGAUUACGUGGGCCGCUGGAGAUCAUUUGGCGUUGAGCUGUGAUGUUGCCAAAGAACAUGAUGUUCAAAAUACAUUUGAAGAGAUAGAGAAGAACUUAGGUCGAGUUAAUUUCUUGGUAAAUGCAGCUGGAAUUAACAGGGAUAACCUCUUAGUAAGGACAAAUGCCGAAGAUAUGCUAUCUCAGCUUCAUACUAACCUCUUGGGCUCCAUGCUGACCUGUAGAGCUGCCGUGAAGACAAUGAUUAAACAGCAGACAGGGUCCAUUGUGAAUGUGGGAAGCGUUGUAGGUGUAAAAGGCAGUUCUGGCCAGUCCGUGUACAGCGCCAGUAAAGGCGGGCUAGUUGCGUUCUCACGCGCUCUUGCUAAAGAAGUAGCAAGAAAGAAAAUUAGAGUGAAUGUAGUUGCGCCAGGAUUUGUUCAUACAGAUAUGACGAAAGACUUGAAAGAAGAACAUUUAAAGAAAAACAUCCCUCUUGGGAGGUUUGGAGACCCCAUUGAUGUGGCCCAUGCAGUCGUGUUUCUUUUAGAGUCUCCGUACAUUACAGGGCACGUCCUGGUGGUGGACGGAGGCUUGCAGCUCACCAUGUAGCCGACUGAUACAGCUAUUAUUAGAGUCAAGGGUACACACUGUUAUACCUGCAUUUGCUAAUCAAACCUACUGAUGCUACAAAUGUUGAUUUCCAUCUUUAUGUGAAUAUGUCUGUAGAGGACAGUAUGUGACCAGCCGUGCUUUCUAAAUGACACGUACCUUCCAGGCUGCAGCAGUGUUACUGUGUAGUCGCCCCUCGGUACCCACAGGGAUCUGCCCUAGGAGCCCCAGAGUCUUCAGAUGCUCCGGUCCCUUACAUACCGCAGCCUGCAUAGUAUUUGCAUAUAACCUACGUAUACUUUAAAUUAUCUUUAGAUUAUGCAUAAUACCUAACACAGUGUCAAUGCUGUGUAAAUAAUUGAAGUACAGUGGAAAUGCAGUGUAUUUUUGGAAUUUGUGGAAUUUUUUUUUAAUAUUUUCUAUCUGUGAUUGGUUGAAUAUGGAUGUGGAAGUCAUGGAUGCAGAGGGCUGACUGUAUAGGCAUUUUGCAAGUGAUAUAAACAGAUGUUAUCUUAAUUUAUACAUUUUGUGGCAAAAGUGGGAAAAAUUAUGUGGUCUAAUUGUCAUUAGUUGUUUCAUUGUAUCAGGCUGAAUACUCCAGAAGUUAACCCUGGAGGCCAUUGCCAAAGUAAGAGUAUUUACAGGGCAUGGGUAGCUGUCAAUACCUUAGCAGCCCUGCUGGAGUUAAACAUUGUAUCCCUUUUUCCCCUCGGACAGUCAUUUGAUUUACAGGUUGAAAAUGAAUGUGGAGUUUGGUUUCUUUGAGCUCCUCCUUGAGCCACUGGGCACAAUAAACUGCAAGUGCAGGUGUGGACGGUUGACCCAUCCUGUGGAAAUUCUCAAAGAUAGUGAGAGUUAACCCUUACUGUUUUAAUACCUGGUACAGUUGUGAGCUGCAUAGAUGUCAUCAACUUAGGAAGUGGAAGUGUUUUGUUUUGUUUUUUUAAAUGCACAAAAAUAGUUUAGCAGGCUACUUAAAAACAGCAAUAAUAAUAUUCUUGCCUGACAUUUUAGAAAACUAAUAAUUAUGAACAACCAUAAAUAAGUAAAUGUGCAGUAACAGUGAGUUAAAUGUCUUUACAAGGAACAGGUUAAGCAUUAGUCUUAAAAGAAGAUGUUUGCCUGAGAUUAGAGAUGAAGACACAAACUGAGUGAAAACAUCAGAUGACGUCUACUUUGCGUUGAACUGUUUUGUGGGGAAUACUGUGAUCAUUUUAAAUGUCACUGGAUUCAUGUUGAUUUUUAUAAUUUGUCAUUUUAAAAUAUUUUAAAUAUUUAUUGCACCUUAAACAGCAAUCUUUUUACAGUUUUAUUGGAGCCGAAAUGAUUUUAUGUAAACAGAUUUAAUUUUGUAUUGAAAGUCAGUGCAAACGUAUUAAUAGGAUAUAUUAAAUAAAUGCAGAGUAAUAAAAGUGAAAUAACAAAGUCAAAUCUGUGUUCCAAAUCAAGAUUCCUGAUUCCUUAAAAUUCUUUUGCACUGAUCUUCAAAAUAGCCUUCUUUACUUCGAGAAGUCUGUUUAGGACGUGAGCAAGCCAGUUGAGUGUAAGUUACUAUUGUAACCGGACGGUCUGCUCACCGCAGACACGGCGGUGCACAGACCGCGCUCAGGCGUGCACAGUGCCCGGCACUCGCAGGGAAGCAGCGGUCGGGGCGGUGUACGGCGUCCUGCGCACAGAGCACGCGCUUCUCCAGCGCCGCCUGCCCGGAGGCCUUGCUGGGCGGCCACGGGCCAGCGCCCUUCUCAGACUCCCGUGUUCCAGACCCCGUGGGGCCUCCUCGGCUGGUGAUCAGCAAGGAAGCAGGUGUCACUGGAACGAAUGGCGCUGAGGUGUGGCUUACGGAUGGAUUUAACCUUCAAUUGUGUAUAUUCACACGUCAAGACAUGACCCCUUUUGAAGCGUCCACCCGCUCCCGCCCACAUCGAACUUCUGUAAGGUGGAGCGAGGCCUUAAACAGGUGCAGCCAGCCGCCCCCGCCCCGCAGGUGACGUCUCCAUCAGCUCUCACCGCCUGGGUGGGACGUGUUUCGUGCUCUCAUCCUGGCGCUGAAAUGGGUUGCCAGCUGUUGCUCAUAUUCAGAGAUUCAAGAACUUCAGCGAAUUCUUAACAAGAUAACUCAGCUGCAGCUCUUAUAUGGCUCUUAGGAGCCUGCAAUCCAGUCUGUGUUGAGUACUUGUUAGGAAGUGGUUUAUGGUUAAAGCCAGUGUUAACAUGUUUGCAUGGAACGUUUUUAAAUUUGUGCUUUUCAUAUUUUUUUAUAUUCAGUUUUUUAAAAAAUAAAUUU